CAUAACUUCUAUCCCCACAAUGCCAGACUCAUAAAGAUCAUAAUUUAUUUUUAGGCUUUUAGAUUCUUGAUAGAUUUCAAAAUCUUCCCAUUGGUCCACUUGCUUCUUUUUUUGCACAUUUUUUUCCUUGUCUUUUCCCUAAUUUCUCUCCUCAAAUAAGUAGUAUAAAAGGAAGAGGAAAACAAAGCAAAAACAGAGAAAGAGUAAGAAACCCAUGUUAUGUUAUCUCAUUUUCUUUGUCUAGAAAUUUCCAAGCCCAUACUUUUUUUAAAAAGAUUUUACAUCACUUUAUCAAAGAUAAAUUCUUCAAUAUUUGAUUUGACUUAAACCAAAUCUUUUUCUUUGUUGGGUUUCUUUCAAAACAUUCCUUUUUAAACUAAAAAAAUUGAUAGUUGAUACCACAUAAUAUCUCUUUAGAAUUGAAGAAAUAGAGAGGUAAGAUUAGUAUAGAACAAAUCUUGUUCAAGUAAGGUCGUGCAGUGGUGCCAUUUAUAUCUGUUGAAUUAAAAAAAAAAAAAAAAAAGAAGAAAGAAAUGAAGAUUCAAUGUGAUGUGUGUGAGAAGCAAGAGGCAUCAGUUUUCUGUGCAGCAGAUGAAGCAGCACUUUGUGAAGGGUGUGAUUAUAGGGUGCACCAAGCCAAUAAACUUGCUACUAAACAUCUUCGUUUCUCUCUCCUUCAUCCUUGUUUCAAAGAAGCUCCUCUUUGCGAUAUUUGCCAAAUGUUGUUAAUUGGAUUUUACAUGCAGGAGAGAAGGGCAUUCUUAUUCUGCAAAGAAGACAGAGCAAUAUUAUGCAGAGAAUGUGACAUACCAAUACAUAAAGCAAAUGAACACACCCAAUGUCAUAAUAGAUAUCUUUUAACUGGGGUUAAAAUCUCAGCUUCUUCAGCCACAUACCCUAUUACUUCUCCUAAAUCAUCUACUUCUUCGGGGCCGAAUUCCGAAUCACAUACUAAAUCAUCAGUUACUAUCAGCUCUAGUUAUGAUCAUGACAUGUUUAAUCAACAACAUUCUUACAAUACUAGUACUACAACCCCAUCAACAACAACGAUUUAUGAUCAAAUUAAUGAAGAGGGUAUUUCAGAGUACCUAAUGGAGACGUUACCUGGUUGGAAAGUCGAGGAUUUUCUUGACUCUUCUUCAGCUUCUCAUCAUUUCUAUUUCUGACAAGACAAAUACAAAUCAAUUGAACACAAACCAACAAGUUGAUGAAAGUAUGGGUGGAUUUGGUUCAGAAAAUCAAUCAGUGAUGUGGGAUCUUCAUCAUAAGGGACCACUUGUUCCUUCCCAUCUUCCUGUUAACUUCCUUGUUAGAUAAUUUUCACGUUUUAUGGGAGCCCAUGAUCGUUUUUUUUAAUGUUAAACUGUCAAAAAUGCGGCAAUUUUGGCUCUACAAGAAGAAAAACCAAAACAAAAAAACUUGUAUGAAAUUGUACAUUAUCUAAAUGUCUUAAUUAUUUAUGAUUCGUUAAGACUUUAUUUCA
Spinacia oleracea (spinach) is the source of this 1483-nucleotide messenger RNA. RefSeq names its product B-box zinc finger protein 20. The transcript is spliced from 3 exons. The record is from RefSeq and is a predicted model, not a curated record. Gene Ontology annotation, molecular function: zinc ion binding. Gene Ontology annotation, cellular component: nucleus. Lineage: Eukaryota; Viridiplantae; Streptophyta; Magnoliopsida; Caryophyllales; Amaranthaceae. Gene Ontology annotation, biological process: photomorphogenesis; regulation of DNA-templated transcription. The coding region runs from base 534 to 1166 and encodes 210 amino acids.